This is a messenger RNA of Wyeomyia smithii (pitcher-plant mosquito), 2032 nucleotides long. RefSeq names its product histone-lysine N-methyltransferase, H3 lysine-79 specific-like. Lineage: Eukaryota; Metazoa; Arthropoda; Insecta; Diptera; Culicidae. Bases 1122 to 1862 code for a protein of 246 amino acids. The transcript has 3 exons. The record is from RefSeq and is a predicted model, not a curated record.
AAAAUUACAUUGGAAGUCGAUACAAGUGACUUAUCUCCCGGUUGUUUCAAAAGGUGAUGGUGGUUGAUGGGUUUUUCUACUAGGGUUCAACGUUCAUUAUUGGUAAUAGUAACAAUAACAAACAGCGAUAGAAGAUGGGGGAGAAGAUCGUAGAACAAUCGCACAAAAGUGGAAUCAUAAAGCUGGCCAUGGUUUUUAUUGUUGUUUUUUAACAGCCUACUUGUGCAUGGCCAGCAGUGGUUGAAUGUUGCAUUUCUUAAAUUUUUGUAGUUCUUUUUAUUUUUGGUGGCAAGAUACAGGGGUUCGAUUCCCCUCCAAAUCUUCUUGUCUUUUUGAAUGCGCUGAUUGCGCGAAACUUUGCCUGUAUUUUGUGAUUUGUCAAACCAAAGAACUUAACAACAAUCAAGCUAGUCAGUUAUUUGAAGAGUAAAAAAAAAACUAGAAAGAAUGUAACGCACGCUAGUCUAACUAUCGAUGUAAAUCUGUGCUUGGAUUGGAAACACUCAAUUUGAAAACACUGUACUGUCAGUAUGUUGAUCAACACAACAAAAAAAAAACAAUCUGGUAUUGUUUGUACAGGAAACUAGGAAGAGACAGAGGAAAAAGCAACCAUUUAAAAGCCAAGUAAUUACCCAGGUUUUUAGCGAUACGCUCCUUUUUGUGCAGUGAACAGUAAACUAUCUACUCGGAGAGUUGUUUUAGGCGUAAUCUCGUUUUUUUAUGAGGAAUCUCUGUAAUAAGAUACUCCUACUAUACAACUUUGUACGUUUAAUGUUGGAAAUAAUUGGUAAAUGUGUAGAACGAAAAAAAAAACUAAGUGAAUCCAAUUCCUAGCUUUAGCUCAAUUGAGAUUAAACCAAACGUUUUUAAUCAGGUUACUCCGAAGCAGGACAAGUUUUAUAGCUAAACUAUAUCUACUUUACAAAACUGACAAGAAAAAUGCAAAUAACUAUUGGUGCAAUUACUAUAGAAAUUAUAAAAUAAACCUAGCGUUGAUUCGAGCUCUCACUGACUUUCACUCUGUCAAAUUGUUCCACGUUUCCAUCUUAGCAGGCGGUGCAAGGUUCCCUCUUUCCCCAUCAAUAAAGACUUGUAAAUGUGGCGUCUACUUCGGUCAACAAAUGCUCAACGUACCUGGAGAAGCUAUCAAAACGGAACCACGAGAUUCGCCUACACACCAAUUUCUUGGAUUCCAGGGCACGUACCGCAACCCGAACGAGUCUCCGUCUCCGGUGGAGCGAUCGCCGGUAGCACCUCACGGCAGCACAACCCCCGUUGGACCGACCUCCCCGUACACCGCUGGUGGUGCGAAUAGUCUAACACCAACUCCUGGCAGUAGCAGCGGUGGACCCGGGGGAUACCAGCCUAAUGUGAACGAUUUCUUUCUCGGCGCCCAACCGCAGCAGCAACCACAGUUCCCGAACCAGUACAACUACGUUCCGAGCUCCCCAGCCAACGGUCAACCGGUGUAUCAAGCGUCUCCACAACAACAACAGCAAACCCAGAAUCAUCAAUUCCAGAUCCCAGGCGCACAGCCGUUCAAUUUGAACUUGAAUCUGAUGAACGGAGGUCUGCCCAACUCACUGGUUCAGCCCGGUCCUAGCCAGGUCCCGCCAGGAGGUGCCAGCAAUCCCGACUUCAACCUCAGCAGCCUGCUCGAUAUGGAUCUCGGUAAAGAGUUCACCAUGAACUCGUCCGAGAUCAAAUCGAUCAUGGGAGUUUUCUCCGCCUCGGAUAUCAAACAGGAGAUGCAGAACAACAACCAGCAGCAACACCCGCGGCGAAUGCAGAAGGACGAGGAAAAUCUAUCGAACAGUUUUACAAGACUGACAACGGGCGCGAUGAAUGAUUUGGACAAAUAGCGGAGGUCCGAGUCGGUGGGCGUUGCGCUGCGUGACCAGCAAUAAAAUUUUUCGAGUGUACGAACAACUUGCGGGCGCUAUCAGUUUUCGAAGUAAGGUGUUGAUUUUUACUACCGCUUGAUUGUGAGAACGAUGGAAACAACAGAAACAGUGAUUUAUUUUAUUUUUAA